This is a messenger RNA of Psammomys obesus (fat sand rat), 6435 nucleotides long. RefSeq names its product pecanex 2 (gene Pcnx2). Bases 1 to 5748 code for a protein of 1915 amino acids. Lineage: Eukaryota; Metazoa; Chordata; Mammalia; Rodentia; Muridae. Gene Ontology annotation, cellular component: membrane. The record is from RefSeq and is a predicted model, not a curated record. The transcript has 27 exons.
AUGGCGUCCCAGGUGCUGCAGCUGCUCCGGCAGGGCGUGUGGGCCGCGCUCACGGGCGGCUGGUACCACGACCCGGAGCACAGCAAGUUCACCAACAGCUGCCACCUCUACCUGUGGUUGUUCCUGCUCCUGCUGCCGCUGGCCCUACACCUGGCCUGCCCCCCGAGUGUCCUCACUGUGCUGUUCUACUGCGGCUCCGUGACCGUCUUCUUUGCCGUCAUCAAGCUCCUCAGCUAUCGCCUGCACCUCAUGUUCGAUGAGGGAGAGGUGGUCCAGCACCGAGCCCCGAGACAGAGGGAUGAGCGGAGGCCAGAGGGGAAGGCCGGAUGCCAGCAUGCCGCCAGGCACAAGAUCGCCAGUGACAGGCGGAUUCACAGCAGCAAGAAGGAGGAGCUGCGCGGGAGCCUGGCCACACCGGCCACACCACCACUGCACGGCAGCUCCCAGGGCAGCGUGUACUCCCAGCCAUCCUCGGGGGCUCUGGAGCUGCCGGCACAGGAGACGGCAGAGGACCUGAAAGGCGUUGUUCUGUCAGAAAACCAGCCCGAGGGCAUUGUGUCCACCUCCCCAGGCAUGAAGUCAGAGAACCACGCCUCCCGGGGUCAUGUGCCAGAGCCCAGGCCCGCAGACCCGGGGCAGCAGGCCACCGUGACAGGAGGGAAGGAGGCCCCCUGUGCCCCCGGCCAGCGUCCCCGCCGUGGCUCUGAGUGUGGCCUGGGGGGCCCCGCAGCCCCAAGGAUGCCUCGCCUGUCGCUGUCACAAUCUGACGUGUCCAUCCAGCCAUGGGGCGGGUGCCCAGCUCUCAUCCCACAGCCUGGGGGUUCGCCUGGCCCCGGCAGGCCCCAGCCACCUGAAGGGUCACCCCACAAUAGCCUGGGCAGCAGCCGCUGCGAGUAUGAUACAGUCCUGGCCCGCACGCCCGUCACACCUGUCACACCUGGCCGGGCCCAGGAGGCCACCAGCUCGGAUGGCGAGGUGGCAGUGACCCUCGUCGACACCUCCCAGCCCGGGGACCCCCCAAGUCUGCACGAGCCUGUCAGGAUAGUCGUCACUGUGAGCAGCACCCCAAGCUCCGGGAGUGAGCUGGACAGCACACUGCAUUCGAGGGUGACCAGCUCGGACAGGCUGGAUGGAGAGCCUGCUGGAGACCCUGGGCACGCCCAGAUCCCUCUGAUCACCCUCCAGCUAACGGAGGACGGAGCAGGAGGGACCGAGGACACGGUGGCCGUGGUAUGCUCCACCCAGUGUCCUGGGCCCUGCUCGUGUGACACCCGGGGACCAGGCACUGCACCCACUCCGCCCUCGGCCCAUGUGAACCCUGAGGCUGGCGAGAGCAGGGAGGCCCAGGCCAAGCUCGACCCGGCCUCCUGUAGGGGCAGCCAUGAGAAGAGGCACGCGCGUGUGCUCAGCGUGGACAGCGGGACCGACGUCUUCCUGAGCAGGAGCACCCGGGAGGUGGCGAACGAGGGCGAGAAGCCCAUCCCCACGUCCAAGUCAGACCUGGAGGCCAAGGAUGGACACACCCCACCCGAGUCCAACUUCCUGGAGUUUGUCUCCCUGCUGGAGUCCAUCAGCUCAGCCAAGGUGCCUGAGGCAGCUGUGGGGACUGGAGUGCAGGUGGGCGUGGAAGAUCACACUUCUCCAGGAACCAAGGACGAAGCUGCGGAGACGGAGAGGCCCAGUGGAUGUGAUGCCCGGCCAGGAAAGCCAAGCUUGCUGGGACAAGACCACGCAAAUGCCAGCCCGGUGCUCGUGCAGCCACCCAAGGGCACAGCGCUUUUGCAGGGCAGCCGGCAGAGGCAGAUCAUCUACAGGGUGACUUCCCAGCAGGACAGCUCAGUGCUGCAGGUCAUCAGCGGCCCUGACACAUCCGUGCAGGAGGAGGUGUCCCUGGACGCCAUGCACGUCUUCAUCGGCGAGAACGGAGAAAUCAGAUCCUGUUACUUAAAGUCUGGAAACCAGAAGGACGGCUCCUCCGGGCAGCACGCUCCCUCGAACCCGGACUGUGUGUCUCGGGCCAGAGACGCUCUGCUCAGCUCGUCCAGCACCAACACUUCCGGGAGCCCCGACCCGUCCUCGGGGGACCCCGCGCUCGGCGCCCUCCAGCAGCAGCUGUUGCUCAUGAUGGCUCGGAGGACACACUCGGAGACCCCUCGGCACGUGCGUCAGGACGCGGAAGACUCGUCACACUCCUCCGGGAAGUUUAGCCGGGAGCAGUUUCACAAGUUCCUCAUCUUCCCCGGGAGGUGGAUCAAAGUGUGGUAUGACCGGCUCACCUUGCUGGCCCUGCUGGAUCGGACUGAGGACGUGGCAGAGAACAUGGCGGCGGUUGUGCUCGGCGUCCUGGUCUCACUCCUGGGCUUCCUCACGCUCAGUCGUGGCUUCUGCAAAGACCUGUGGGUCGUGCUCUUCUGCGUGGUGAUGGCGAGCUGCCAGUACUCCCUGCUCAAGAGUGUCCAGCCCGACCCUGCCUCACCGAUCCAUGUAAGUGUGCCGUCCUCUGCUUGCCCUGAAAGAGGCAAUGCACACGCCCCGUCAAGGGCCGUGUUUGCCCCCAUGUGUGUGUCUUGGACACAGGACCCUCGUGCAUGGCGCUGGGCUCUGGCUGGGUGUGGGUGCUUGGGCACGGUGACCCCACCUCUGCUGAGUGUGCUCUGGGCCUCUGGCUGCCUCAGUUUCCUUUUAGGACUGUGGCUCAAGGGACCCGAGAGCACGGCUAGAAGGCCAGAGCUGGACCCCAUGGCACCGCUGGGCCUGCUGGGAGGCCUGGCUCUGGCAGCACACCCAUCGGCGUGCGGCCCUCCCCAGCGGGUUGUGUGUCUUCCAGACAUGGCUCAGAGGGUUGUGUGUCUUCCAGACGUGGCUCAGCUGAUGUGGUUUGAGAGGCUCCACGUGUGGCUUCAGUGCUUUGAGAAGUACCUCCUGUACCCGGCCAUCGUCCUGAACGCCCUCACCCUGGACGCCUUCUCCAUAAGCAACUACAGGAGGCUGGGGACCCACUGGGACAUCUUCCUGAUGACCACUGCGGGCAUGAAGCUGCUGAGGACGUCCUUCUGCAACCCCGUUCACCAGUUUGCCAACCUGGGCUUCACCGUCAUCUUUUUCCACUUCGACUACAAAGACGUCUCUGAGAGUUUCCUCCUGGAUUUCUUCCUGGUGUCCAUUGUGUUCACCAAGCUGGAGGACCUGCUUUACAAGCUGCAGUUCGUGCUGGCCUACGUGGCCCCGUGGCAGAUGGCCUGGGGGUCCUCCUUCCACGUCUUCGCCCAGCUCUUCGCCAUCCCUCACUCUGCCAUGCUCUUCUUCCAGACCCUCGCCACCUCCAUCUUCUCCACGCCCCUGAGCCCCUUCCUGGGCAGCGUCAUCUUCAUCACGUCCUACGCCCGGCCUGUGAAGUUCUGGGAGAGGAACUACAAGACGAGGCGCGUGGAUAAUUCCAACACAAGACUGGCCGUGCAAAUGGAGAGAGACCCAGGGAGCGACGACAACAACCUCAACUCCAUCUUCUAUGAGCACCUGACCCGGGCGCUGCAGGAGUCGCUCUGCGGGGACCUGGUGCUGGGCCGCUGGGGGAAUUACAGCUCUGGAGACUGCUUCAUCUUGGCUUCAGAUGACCUCAACGCCUUCGUCCAUCUGAUCGAAAUUGGCAACGGUCUUGUCACCUUUCAGCUUCGAGGCCUGGAGUUCCGAGGCACCUACUGCCAGCAGCGGGAGGUGGAGGCCAUCCUGGAGGGCGACGAGGAUGACCAAGGCUGCUGCUGCUGCAGGCCUGGCCACCUGCCGCACCUGCUGUCCUGCAACGCCGCCUUCCACCUGCGCUGGCUCACCUGGGAGGUGACGCGCACGCAGUACAUCCUGCAGGGCUACAGCAUCCUCGACAACAACGCGGCCACCAUGCUGCAGGUCUUUGACCUCCGGAGGGCGCUCGUCCGCUUCUACAUCAAGAGCAUAAUAUACUACCUGGCGGCCUCCCCGAAGCUGCUCUCGUGGGUCAAGAACGAGGCCCUGCUGCGGUCCCUCCAGCCGUUCGCCAAGUGGCACCACAUCGAGCGGGACGCCGCGAUGUUCAGCGUCAACACGGACGACGACUACGUGCCCUGUCUCCAGGGCAUCACGAGGGCCAGCUACUGCAAUGCCUUCCUGGAGUGGAUUCAGUUCUGCGCUGGGAAGAGGCGGGAGCUCUCCAAGGCCCUGGACCACGUGGACAGCGAUGAGGACUCACCUCUGGUGACACUUUCCUUCGCCCUGUGCAUUCUGGGAAGGCGAGCUCUGGGAACAGCAGCACACAGUAUGGCCAUGAGCCUGGACUCCUUCCUGUACGGGCUGCACGCCCUCUUCAAGGGCGACUUCCGGGUCACCGCUCGAGACGAGUGGGUGUUUGCCGACAUGGACCUGCUGCACAGGGUCGUCGUUCCCGCCGUCCGGAUGUCCCUGAAACUGCACCAGGACCAGUUCACCUGCCCGGACGAGUACGAGGAGCCCGCCGUUCUCUACGAAGCCAUCCGGGCCUUCGAGAAGAAGGUGGUCAUCUGCCACGAGGGGGACCCGGCCUGGAGAGCCGCGGUGCUGUCCAACCAGGAGGAGCUGCUGACCCUGAGGCACGUGGUGGACGAGGGCGCCGACGAGUACAAGGUCAUCAUGCUGCACAGGGGCUUCCUGAGCUUCAAGGUCAUCAAGGUGAACAGGGAGUGCGUGCGGGGCCUCUGGGCCGGGCAGCAGCAGGAGCUCAUCUUCCUGCGCAACCGCAACCCGGAGCGCGGCAGCAUCCAGAACAACAAGCAGGUCCUGCGCAACCUCAUCAACUCGUCCUGCGACCAGCCCCUGGGCUACCCCAUGUUCGUGUCGCCGCUGACCACGUCCUACCUCGGCACGCACACGCAGCUGCGGAGCGUCUGGGGCGGGCCUGUCACCCUGGACCGCGUGAGGUCGUGGCUCCAGGCCAGGUGGCUGAGAAUGAGGAAGGACUGCAGUGUGGGCCAGCGGAGCGGGGGCAACAUCGAAGACGUGGACGCCGGGGCGCCGGCAGCAGGCGGCAGCAGCGCCCCUAGUGGAGAGAGCCGCGACAGCAGCACAGAACAGCCCCGGCGAGGCGCCCCGUGGGCCUCACCCCGCGGGAGGGCGCCGAGGGCAGGCCGGAGGAAGGGCAGGAGCCACUCCGUCCAGGCACACUCAUCGGUGAGCCAGAGGCCGCCUCAUCUGAGCUCCUCGGGUCCCAUCCUGGAGAGCCACCAGGCCUUCCUCCAGACGUCCACGUCUGUGCACGAGCUGGCCCAGCGGCCCUCGGGCAGCCGGCUCUCCCUGCCCACCUCUGCGGCCUCCCUGCAUGCCCAGCCACCUCCUGUCACGACCACGGGCCACCUGAGUGUCCGAGAGCGGGCCGAGGCACUCAUUCGGUCUAGCCUGGGCUCCUCAACCAGCUCCACUCUCAGCUUCCUCUUUGGCAAAAGGAGCUUCUCCAGCGCACUGGUCAUAUCCGGCCUCUCUGCCGCAGAGGGCGGCAACACCAGUGACACACAGUCUUCCAGCAGCGUCAACAUCGUGAUGGGCCCUUCCGCCAGGGCCGCUGGCCACGCUGCUCGGCACUUCUCUGAUCCGUGCGAGCCCAGUGACAGCCCAGAGCAGGGGCGGCUCCGAGAUGCACGCCUGGCGGAGGCCGGGCCCCCGGGCGUGCUGUGCCGGAGGGCCAGCCAGGAGGACAUGGGCCUGGACGACACGGCCUCCCAGCAGAGCGCCUCUGACGAGCAGUAGUGGGACCCGGGGACCCCGGCCACUCGGCCCUCCCCGGGGAGAGGAGGGCUGCCAAGAGCGGUCGUUUAUCUCAGGUUUGAAACACUCUCGCAGGGGGCGGUGGACGCUGUGCCUCAUCAGGCACAGGCUGGACGCUUCUCCCGAAAGCCACGCCCAUCUUAAAGCAGCCCUGUGAGGACGGUGACCAGCCCCUCCUGGCCGGUAAAAUUAGAGCAGCCCCGUGCUAGGUUACUCUCCCCGAGAGCACUGGGGCACAGCCCCGGAGCAGGGCACAUCCGGUCACACCCGCAGGUCACUGCUCACUGCAAGGCCACCUGGAAAGGGCCCGUUCUCCACCGCCUUCGCCCAGCUGUAGGUGCAAGCCACUAGCAACAGCUGAUCCAGGAGAGCCCAGAGGCGACACGCCCCGCCCUCUGCUCCUCAGGCUUCUGGGCCCUCAGGACCCCGCGUGCUUCCCAGGAAUGCAUGCCCGUCUUCCGAGCCGAACACGUUCUACUGUACACGAGCACAUUUGCACACACCUGUUUUAGGGAUUAAAAUGUUUACAGUUAUGUGUCUACUGUCCUCACUGCACGCAUCUGCUGAGCCCUGAGUGUGGGAGGAAUGCAUGCAUUCCUGUGUGCAUGUGUGACAGAUUCACGUGUGCGUGCGUGUGUGUGACAGACUCGCCUGAGGCCACCAUCACCC